UAUAAUUUUCCCAUCUACUUUCCUCUUCUUUUUCUUUGAUAUGAAACCUUACCAUCACACAAUCACUUUUUCCUACAGGAUGAUUGUAGUUCAUGUGUUCAACAAUGUCCACUUCUCUUAAUAAUACCAAAUUUAGUCUUUGUAGUACCUCUCCUCCUCUGUGUGUAGUGUUUUCCUUGGGCUGGCUGGCUUUCUAUCUUUCUGGUUGGCUGGCUGGCUAACUAACUGACUGGUUGGAUGCCUGGCUAACUGGCUGACCGGCUGGCUGGUUGGUUUUCCUGCUGACUAGCUGACUGGCUGGCUAUCUGGCUGACUAGUCCACUGUGGGAUAGCUGGCUGGUUGGCUGGUUGACUCCUCAAGGGUGGCUGUCCCAUCUCUCAAGUGGCCACAUUUUGCAGGCGUCCCCAACCCCUCCUGCCCUGAGUGAACACACCCCCAGACAAAACCUCUAAGGGGGCCAAGGGGAAGGGAGCAGCCCAGGCCCUUUCCAAUGCUGAGAGAGAUGCAGCCAGCAAGGAGGCAAGCGGCUCAUCUGUCAGUGUGCGCCUACCAUACCCACAGCCACACCAACGGAGGGCCAACGACACCCAAGUCUAGCCGCAGGAACAAAUGUAGUGUGGUGACAAGUAGUGAGGUCACCACUGAAUCUGACACACCUGCUGAGCCUGACCUGGUGUCUUUCUGUGCUACCCUGGGCAACAACCGAGCCCUGCGAGUCCCUGCCCUCUUCAAGCCAGACAGGGACUACCAGACUGUGGCUGACAUGGUGGGUGGCAGUCACUCCAUUACAGAGUCAACUACUAGUCACGAGGAAAGUUUGGACGAGGCCAGAAGUGCGUCAUCCCACCGCAGGUCACGGGGACAGGAACUGCAGGCCAGGCAGGGUCACCGUCCCUCCCACGGCGACCCGGAUUAUAGCUAUGCUCACCCUGUGAAGAAGCAGUACCUUCCCCCACCCCUCCACUGUCCUCCACUGACAGCAACAGGUGUAUGAGUUAGUGAUAGUGAGGUCACUGACAGACAGACUCGCCAAAUUGUUCAUUAGUAAAAGUUCCAUGGCCACUAAGUUUGUAAUCUGCUUCUGUGUUUGUAUCUUUCCAGCCUUUUUAUUCAUUGAUGUACACUUUUGCCUUUCACUGCUUCCUCCUGUAAUCCAUUCUAUAUCUUUAUAUAUUUACAUGGAAAGAUAUGUUUGCAUUAUUUGGACAUUCUCUCUCUCUCUCUCUCUCUCUCUCUCUCUCUCUCUCUCUCUCUCUCUCUCUCUCUCUCUCUCUCUCUCUCUCUCUCUCUCUCUCUCUCUCUCUAAUAUUGAGGUUCAUCUCUUGUCCAUAACAAAAGGGCAUUUCUGUCUGGUUCCUCAGGUUGGUUGACUAACCCUAAAGCUGCAGGGGUUUUCACACAUUUCUCCAUUCCAUAUGUCUCUACUCCUUUGUGGAAAGAUGUGUGUUAUUUAGGAAGCUCUCUUCUGUCCAAGUUUCUUUUCAUCUUUAUCAUCAUGUGUCAAGUCAUCCAGUUCUGGCACUAUCUUAGUGGCUGUUCUUUGUAUUCUUUCCAAUCUCUACAUGAAACAUCACCGAAUUAAUUAAGCUUAGCAGAAAUUAUGUGAUGUGCCCUACUGAUGCUGGUGUGAAGGCGAAGUGUUUGUAGUGAGCCGUGUGAUGCCUUCCCCAGUGCUGAAUAUGGAGAGAGCAGCCAGGCGACACCAUACACUGGAGUUUUCUGAGGAGGAGUGCGACCACCCCUCCAUCAAGCAAGGAGUGGAGCCUCUGGAGCAGCUGAUGGCUGACCUGGAGCUGGAGAAGAUUGUUCAGGAUGCCAGCAAGACAGCUCUUUGACACUUCCAGUAGUGGUAGAAGCCUCCCCUCUCCACCCUCACUCCUCUGCCAC
Messenger RNA from Scylla paramamosain (green mud crab), 1888 nucleotides. RefSeq lists its product as uncharacterized. Lineage: Eukaryota; Metazoa; Arthropoda; Malacostraca; Decapoda; Portunidae. The transcript is spliced from 5 exons. The record is from RefSeq and is a predicted model, not a curated record. Bases 492 to 995 code for a protein of 167 amino acids.